GCCAUGGAGGCCACCGCGGCAGACUUGCAGCUCGUGCCAAGGGCAACCAAGGAAGUCGCUGCCCCGGACUCUGGGUGCUGUCGAGUGGCUGUCAUUGCAGUGGUGGUCACCAGUGUGGUCAUCCUCUCCCUGGGGGUCCUUUUGGCCUUCCUCUCGGCACAGGACCUGUGUGUGGAGCACAGCGCAGAGGUGCGGGGCGUGGGUUACAGUAGUGCCCUGCAGAGAGCCACCUCCGACUAUCACCGUGCGCUCACAGCCGCGCUGCAAGUGCUGUUUGUGAGCAGCUUCCAGAAGACGGAGUUAGAAGCCAGCUGUGUGGGCUGUACAGUGCUUAGUUACAGGGACGGCAACUCCAGUGUCCUUGUGCGUUUCCGGCUGCACUUCCUGCUUCGAGCCCUCUGGCCACUGAGCCUGGACUUGGAGGAGAACCUCCUGCAGCAGGGCAUCCGGGCAAGGCUGGGCCAGCAUGGUGUCCCCCUGGCUGCCUACGGCACCAUCGUGUCUGCUGAGCUCAUGGGAAGCCUCAGGGGACCAGUGACCGGAAGGGACUUCAAAUCAGGCCACUGUUCAGGGAACACCUUCUCCUGCCAGAACAGCCAGUGUGUGACCAAGGUGAACCCUGAGUGUGACGACAGAGCAGAUUGCUCCGAUGGAUCUGACGAGGCACACUGUGACUGCGGGCUGCGGCCAGCCUGGAGCACAGCGGGCAGGAUCGUGGGUGGCGUGGAGGCGGCCCCGGGGGAGCUCCCCUGGCAGGUCAGCCUGCGGGAGAACGGGGAGCACUUCUGCGGGGCCACGGUCAUUGGUGCCAGGUGGCUCGUGUCAGCCGCCCACUGCUUCAACGAGCUCCAGGCCCCGGGCGCGUGGGUGGCCGCGGCGGGCAGCACGCAGCUCCGCGGCCCCGAGGCCGUGCGCGCGCGCGUGGAGCAGAUCACCAGGCACCCGCGGUACGACGCGGACACCGCGGACUUCGACGUGGCCGUGCUGCGGCUCGGCCGCCCGCUGCCCCUCGGCCGCCGCAUCCAGCCCGCCUGCCUCCCGGCCGCCACGCACCGCUUCCCGCCCGGCAAGAAGUGCCUCAUCUCGGGCUGGGGCCACCUCAGGGAGGACUUCUUGAUCAAGCCGGAAGUGCUGCAAAAAGCCACUGUAGAGCUGCUGGACCAGGCCCUGUGUGCCAGUCUGUACGGCCACUCGCUCACCGACAGGAUGGUGUGUGCUGGUUAUUUGGAUGGGAAGGUGGACUCCUGCCAGGGUGACUCAGGAGGCCCCCUGGUGUGCGAGGAGCCUUCGGGCAGGUACUUUCUGGCUGGCGUCGUGAGCUGGGGCGUUGGCUGUGCAGAAGUGCGGCGUCCGGGGGUCUACGCUCGCAUCACCAGGCUGCGGGACUGGAUCCUGGAGGUGAUCAGCGUGGCCAGCCUGCCUGUGACUCCCACAGCAGCGUCCGUCCCUACCACCCCUAGCACGGCCUGGAUCAGCAGCCCCAAGAGCCCAAUGGCCAACACCCCCACCAAAUCCACCCCGGCCCCCAGCACUGUCGCCUUUGAUGCUGUCACUGCUGCUAAGCCCCAAGAGUGCGGGGCCAGGCCCGCGAUGGAGAAGCCCACCCGGAUUGUGGGUGGGUUCGGGGCUGUGUCAGGGGAGGUACCCUGGCAGGCCAGCCUGAAGGAAGGUUCCAGGCACUUCUGUGGAGCCACCGUGGUGGCUGACCGCUGGCUGCUGUCUGCUGCCCAUUGCUUCAACCACACAAAGGCAGAGCAGGUGCAGGCCCACCUGGGCACCGUGUCCCUGCUGGGUGUCGGUGGGCGCCCCGUGAAGCUUGGGGUGCGGAGGGUUGUGCUGCAUCCCCGUUACAACCCCACCAUCCUGGACUUCGAUGUGGCCCUGCUGGAGCUGGCCAGGCCUCUGGUCUUCGACAAGUACAUCCAGCCCAUCUGCCUCCCCCUGGCCAUCCAGAAGUUCCCUGUGGGCAGGAAGUGCGUGAUCUCAGGCUGGGGUAACAUGCAGGAAGGGAACGCCACCAAGCCAGAUGUCCUGCAGAAGGCAUCCGUGGGCAUCAUAGACCAGAUGACCUGCAGCGCGCUGUACAACUUCUCCCUCACUGACCGCAUGCUCUGUGCUGGCUUCCUGGAAGGCAGAGUGGACUCCUGCCAGGGAGACUCCGGGGGCCCCCUGGCCUGUGAGGAGAGCCCUGGCGUCUUCUAUUUGGCGGGCAUCGUGAGCUGGGGCAUCGGCUGUGCCCAGGCGAGGAAGCCUGGUGUGUACGCACGCAUCACCAGGCUGAAGGGCUGGAUCCUGGAGACCAUGUCCUUGGGCCCCCUCCCCAUGCCUCCCACCUCGGCCACCACUACCAGCCACCUUCCCAGAGCAACAGCCAACCUCACUGUCCCUGGGGUCACCACCAGCAGACCUACCACCCCUGAGGCCACCAGCAAGGCGACCGUCUGCCCUCCAGACACAACAGCAUCCACCAGGAGCACCCCUGCUCGGGGACAGACGCCACCUGUGGUUGCCCCAGAAACCACCACGCACUCCCAGCCACCAGACUGCGGCCUGGCGCCGGCCUCGGCGCUGACCAGGAUCGUGGGCGGCAGCGCGGCGGGGCGCGGCGAGUGGCCGUGGCAGGUGAGCCUGUGGCUGCGGCGCCGCGAGCAUCGCUGCGGGGCGGUGCUGGUGGCCGAGAGGUGGCUGCUGUCGGCGGCGCACUGCUUCGACGUCUACGGGGACCCGAAGCAGUGGGCGGCGUUCUUGGGCACGCCGUUCCUGAGCGGCGCGGAGGGCCAGCUGGAGCGCGUGGCGCGCAUCUACAAGCACCCGUUCUACAACCUCUACACGCUCGACUACGACGUGGCGCUGCUCGAGCUGGCGGGCCCGGUGCGCCGCAGCCGCCUGGUGCGGCCCAUCUGCCUGCCGGGCCCCGCACCGCGGCCCCCCGACGGCGCGCGCUGCGUCAUCAGCUGGGGCUCGGUGCGCGAAGGAGGGUCCAUGGCGCGCCAGCUGCAGAAGGCGGCCGUACGCCUCCUGAGCGAGCAGACCUGCCGCCGCUUCUACCCGGUGCAGAUCAGCACCCGCAUGCUGUGCGCCGGCUUCCCGCAGGGCGGCGUGGACAGCUGCUCGGGUGACGCCGGAGGACCCCUGGCUUGCAGGGAGCCCUCUGGGCGGUGGGUGCUCACUGGGGUCACCAGCUGGGGCUACGGCUGCGGCCGGCCCCACUUCCCAGGGGUCUACACUCGAGUGGCCGCCGUGCGAGGUUGGAUAGGGCAGAACAUCCAGGAAUGACCACGCAUGCCCGCCCAGGACUGG
Messenger RNA from Castor canadensis (American beaver), 3300 nucleotides. It is a transcript of the gene Tmprss9, whose product is annotated as transmembrane serine protease 9. Gene Ontology annotation, molecular function: protein binding; serine-type endopeptidase activity. Gene Ontology annotation, biological process: proteolysis. Lineage: Eukaryota; Metazoa; Chordata; Mammalia; Rodentia; Castoridae. The record is from RefSeq and is a predicted model, not a curated record.